AUGGCGUCCCUCACGCCGGGAGUCCUCGUGAAGCUCCUCCAGUCCAUGGACACUGAAGCCAAGGCCGUCGGCGAGCACCGCACCGCUGUUCUCCAGGUCAUCGGCAUCUUGCCCGCCCUCUCCGACUCCAGCGCCGACGACAUCUGGCCCUCCCACGGCUUCUACAUCCAGCUCUCCGACUCCGCCCACUCCAUCCACGUCUCCCUCUCCGACGCCGAUGCCGACGCCAUUCUCUCCAACCGGCCCCACCUCGGCCAGCUCGUCCACGUCGAGCGCCUCCACUUCGCCCACCCCGUCUCCCGCGCCUCCGGCGUCCACCUCCUCCCCGGCCGCCCCCACCACUUCCUCGGCUCCCCCGAGCUCUCAUCGCCCGCUCCCACCCCUCUCGCCGCGGCUUUGUCAUCCAGCCCGCCUCCCCCGCCGACGCUGGCCGUCCCCUCAUCCCCUCUUUCUCCGCCCUCAAAGAACCCGGGCGGAGAAAAAAGGACAGCUUUUGCUGCCAAGGAAAAUGUUGUCGGCGCCAACACCAAGGCCGCCGGAGAAUCCGCCUGCAAGCGAAGCUUCUCGUCAUCGUCCGGAGCUAAGCUGGCCACGAGGAAGAUCAACAGCGGGACAGGGGAGCAGAGGGACCCCUCCCCUGCUGUGGGACAAGGGAAGGCGAUGCCAUUCUCCCCUGCGUUGGGCGGAGCAGCGAGAGAAAGCUCGAGGUCUUCGUCACCGGUCCUUUCCAAGUGCGUUGUGCCAAGCCUGGUGGAAGCGAAAGAGGAGAAUCCGGGGGUGAAGAGGGAACCGGCCAUUAUAGCGCCAUGA
Messenger RNA from Elaeis guineensis (African oil palm), 810 nucleotides. NCBI's taxonomy places the organism in Eukaryota, Viridiplantae, Streptophyta, Magnoliopsida, Arecales, Arecaceae. The record is from RefSeq and is a predicted model, not a curated record.